Molecule: messenger RNA, 870 nt
Organism: Seminavis robusta
Lineage: Eukaryota; Bacillariophyta; Bacillariophyceae; Naviculales; Naviculaceae
Source: the annotation of a GenBank genome assembly
AAUGGGGUGAUGGGUGUGAGUGGCCAUGUCUGUGCCUUUGAACAGAAUGUGGAAGAGUUUGCAAAGGAAUUACCGAAGUUGCCAAGAGAUACCACAGUCCUCAGGGUGGUAAAAGUUGUGAGAGCAGAAAUUGGUAGUGAAGAAAAAAGGGAUCAUAACUUCCUUGUGCGAAGAUCAGCUGUAUGGGAAGCUUUGGUUUGGUUGAAGAAGUACAACAUUGAGUACAAAAAUAUUACGUUGAAGGAAAGCAAUCUUGACUGGAUUUUGGGAACAGAGGACUACUUGGAUGGGACAGAUAUUGUCACAGACGAGGAUUUGGAAACCGAGGAUCAUGGUAUGUUGGAUCAGAACAGUGAUUUGGGUCCCAUACCAUUGAUGACAAGAAUGAAUCACAUGAUGAAGAAUGAUAUGCCUGUGUUUGGCUUGACUACAGAGUCAAAAAGGACGAGACUUUCUCCCGAAGAUGAAAAGGUUGUGGAUGCCCUUACUGAUAGUAUCAGUGAAAGUUCAAAGAAGAAGGAGAUCACUUUGUCAUAUCCUCCAGUGUCAGAGGAGGCCAUAAAUGAAUUUGGUGAUACAAAAAUCUUUGCAAGAGCUUACCCAUGGCUUUUUCCCGGUGGUAUUGGCGAUGUGAAACAUUUUCCACACACUAUGACGAAAUGGGGCGAGUACAUGUUGUUGUACGAGGAUGGUCGCUUUGCAAAAGACAAACUGUUUGCAUUUUUUGCUACCAACUAUAUUGUGCGACAUAGAAAUUCCUCAAGUGGGAACUGGUUCAUAAAGGAAUUGAACAAAGGUGGACCAACAACAUUGGAGGAGUUGCAGGAGAGCAUAGAGAAUGGUGAUACAAAAUUUACAUUAUGCGGUUAA